UCCCCAAUGACUUUUCAGACAUCAUUCUUCCGUUGGAUUUCUGAUCUUGACAUUAAUUACAUUGAACUUCUCGUUUACAAUCCAACAAAAUAAUCCCACAGCAAAUCGACUCGACAAAAAACAAUGACGCCCAAAAUAUUCAUCACAGGAACCACAGGCUACACCGGAGGCGAUACCCUCUACACACUCUACAACGCCCAUCCAGACUGGGAAUUCACAGCGCUCGUCCGCAACUCUGAUCGAGGUGCUCCUGUCGCCGCUGCCUUUCCAAAAGUCCAUUUAGUAUAUGGUACUUUGGAAGAUGCAUCGAUUCUUGAAGAGGAAGCUGCAAAGGCGGAUGUAGUUUUACACACAGCCGACUCCUCUGACCACGAAAUAGCUGCAAAAGCCAUCGCCACCGGACUCGCAAAAGGUCACUCCCCCUCCAACCCAGGCUACUGGCUGCACCUCUCCGGCACCGGCAUCCUCUGCUGGAAAGACAUGGAAACGCAAACCUACGGCGAAGCCCCCUCCCAACCCCCCUACGACGAUCUCUCCGGCGUCUCCCAACUCACCAGCCUCCCCGACUCGGCCUUCCACCGGGCCAUCGACAAGCUCGUCCUCUCCGCGGGCUCCCCCUCCCUCAAAACCGCCAUCGUCUGUCCCCCGACCAUCUACGGUCACGGCCGCGGCCCCGGCAACCAACGCAGCAGACAAGUCUACAACCUCGUCCGCAUCACCCUGCAAAAGGGCCAGGCCCCCCAACUCGGCAAGGGUCUCACAGAGUGGGAUAACAUCCACGUGCACGAUCUCAGCGCGCUCUUCCUCCGGCUGGCCGAGCGCGCACUCUCCAACGCCCAAUCUUCCGACGACGUGGAAAUCUGGAACGAGAAGGGCUAUUUCCUCGCCGAAAACGGUCACCACGUCUGGGGCGAAAUCUCCGCACAAGUCGGCGCCGACGCAUUCGCAAAAGGUCUCAUCAAGACGAAAGAAGUAGCCGCGAUGGAUGUGGAUGAAGCCAAGGAACUAGCAGGAUUUGAAGCGAUCUCCUGGGGUUUGAAUUCAAAAGGAUUUGCAAAGAGAGCGAGGAAGUAUUUGGGGUGGAAUCCUACGGGCAGGAGUUUGAAAGAGGAGAUUCCGUUUAUUGUGGAUGAGGAGGCGGAGAGAGAGGGUUUGACGAAGGGACAUAAAAAGGUGGCUGCUGGGGAGGCGUGAGGACGAGGAGUAGUGGAUAAGUAGAUAAAAAAAUGGCGGCUUUCGAAUCGACUUUUUUCGAUAUGAGAGCUAAUAUAUUAGAUGCAUCAGGCCUAAGAUUGUGUUUACCGAAUACAAUAUUGAACUCUGCAUAUUAGAUCUAAUAUGUAACUGAAAUGUUUUAGAGCGAAUACGAUAGGCAACUAAUCCAGACUCUAGAGUCUCAAAUUCUAGGGCUAGAUAUUUAUUACUACAACAACUACUACUACUAUUACUGUGACAGUAUCA
Messenger RNA from Botrytis sinoallii, 1461 nucleotides. RefSeq lists its product as uncharacterized. Bases 124 to 1194 code for a protein of 356 amino acids. NCBI's taxonomy places the organism in Eukaryota, Fungi, Ascomycota, Leotiomycetes, Helotiales, Sclerotiniaceae. The record is from RefSeq and is a predicted model, not a curated record. The transcript is spliced from 3 exons.